GUUGAGUUGCGUGUGGCACAGGUAAGGAAUGGUGAGUCGUAUUCAUGGGUUGUACUAGUUGCGUCUUGAAGGUUUAGUUUCGAAGAUGCAGACUUAGUUACUUCGGGUUACUGCUUCCACCCAUGGUGAACUUCACAAGGUUUGUAGAGGCUGGGCGUGUUGUAUUCAUUGCCUCUGGACCUUAUGCUAAAAAGGUGGCAAUCAUCGUAGAAAUUAUUGACCAAAGACGUGUUCUUAUCGAUGGGCCAUGCUCCGGCGUUCCUAGACAAGAAAUAAGUAUAAACAGACUGCAUUUAACAAAAUUAAAGUACAAACUUCCACAUGGAUGUGGUACAAAUUCAGUCGAGAGACAUUGGAAAAGGUACGACAUAACUAAGGAUUGGGAGAACACUGUGUGGGCACGAAAGCUUCAUCGCAAAUCCCUGCGAGCGUCUAUGACCGAUUUUGACAGGUUUAAAGUCAUGGUAGCUCGUAAACAGCGCAACAACAUUUUGAAACAAUUCAAGUUGAAAAAGCCGGUCGAGAAAACUUCAAAGCCUGUAAAGAAGGCUGUAAAAAAGUAAACUAAUAAAUACGUUAUGUCG
This is a messenger RNA of Schistosoma bovis, 584 nucleotides long. NCBI's taxonomy places the organism in Eukaryota, Metazoa, Platyhelminthes, Trematoda, Strigeidida, Schistosomatidae. The record is from the annotation of a GenBank genome assembly.